UGAUGCCGCCAACCGACGAGUAAAACGUGCAAACGGCACCGACCACCGCCAUGGACAGGGCCUGAGGUACGCUUGUAAUCGCUUCCACGGCAAGAGCAGCAGCAUACAGUGCCAAUGCAGUGCGCAAGACUGUUUGCAAGCUGAAUGCCAACGACGUCGUUAUUCUGACCGCCUUUCCGAAACGUUCUUCUAAAUACUAAAACGUGUGUUUUUUUAAAAAGUUAAUUACAAUAGAAUUUCAUUUUGUAAGACGGUCGUGUGGAAAACGGUGAUAACCUGAUAAAUGGACAGAUAUCCCAGUUUGUAAAAAACGGGCAAAAACAAAUAGGCCACGAUAGGUGUGCCCAGGAUGUUGGACGCGUUGAUGACCAUGAACUGGGUUCCUCGCAUGUAGUUCUCAGCGCUCAGUCCAAACAUGGAAGUGGCGCACAUAAAGCUCACCAUCAAUGAGAAACCCACUGCGGCUAGCUGUAUGGAUCCGGACUACCCCGAAGCUUCAAAUUCAGCCGAAGAUAAAAGUGAAGCUAAAGAUUUUAUCCUAGCGGCUAGCUGUAUGGAUUCGGACCAACCUGAAGCUUCAUGUUCUGCUAGUUUUGCUGCAUCAAGUUCUGCUGAUCCUGAACAGAAAUCUAAGAUUAUAGAAGAUGUGUUCAUGGAUUGUACAAAUUGGAUUAGCACCCAACACAAAAAUAACCUACCGGUUGAUAGGAUUACAACGCUUCAAUUUUGCAUCUACAUGGGAGACACCCCAAAAGACUAUGAAAUCGUCAAGGAGUACUUACAGAGACACUUGGAUCAGUCAUUGGAACACAUGUACUACAUAGAUUUACAAGCGUUUGGUGAACUUUUCGAAAAUCAUUGCGGCUAUUACGGCUUAUCCGUUGAAGAAUGCGCUGUACAAAGGAAAGCCGCAACAGUAGUAAUGAUAGAAGAAGAGAAAAAAAAAUGGCUGGCAUAUCGGAAACAGAUGUAUCUGGAAAGCAAAUUAGCCGACUGAAUAGUAGAAAAAAAUUAAUGUAUUAUAUAAGAAAAAUAAAAAUGACUAUAAUUUUAUUAGUAAUUUAAAAUAGGGCAAAUUUGAGUAGCUUUUCACUAAGUAUAGCAUUAUUAAGUAGUACUUGAAGGAGUAUUAGCUUUAUAGCAAAGAAUUAUAAUAAAAAAUUGUGUUUUAAUAAUAUUAAACGAAAAUUAAACAUCCUUUUAGAGAGACAUCGAGUAAAUACCAAUUUUCGAACCUUUUUUAAAAUUACAACAAUUAUUUAAAAAAACAAAACAAAUAUCACUCUUUUUUACAAACUUUAGAUAUAAUACAAUAUUUUUUAUAUAACAACAUAGCUCUACUCAACUGUAACGACUAACCCCAUACAGAGUUUUUUCUUAUACAUAGUAAUCACAAGAAAGCUUGCUAUUAUUUUUGCAAUUUAUAUAUUAUAGAAAUCAAUACUAUUCAAUAAAUAUACAAUAAGAGAAGUCAACUAGAAUUCACUAUUUUUUUUAUAAAUUAUACAAUCGAACAGUUCAACAAAACGGAACCGCCAAUGACCAUUUAAAAAAAUUAAAAUUGAUUGUGUUAGUCGGUAGUCCACACUCCACU
This is a messenger RNA of Adelges cooleyi (spruce gall adelgid), 1594 nucleotides long. RefSeq lists its product as uncharacterized. The coding region runs from base 416 to 997 and encodes 193 amino acids. Lineage: Eukaryota; Metazoa; Arthropoda; Insecta; Hemiptera; Adelgidae. The record is from RefSeq and is a predicted model, not a curated record. The transcript is spliced from 5 exons.